Messenger RNA from Anopheles maculipalpis, 1230 nucleotides. RefSeq lists its product as uncharacterized. NCBI's taxonomy places the organism in Eukaryota, Metazoa, Arthropoda, Insecta, Diptera, Culicidae. The transcript is spliced from 3 exons. Bases 1 to 1230 code for a protein of 409 amino acids. Gene Ontology annotation, biological process: sensory perception of smell; detection of chemical stimulus involved in sensory perception of smell. The record is from RefSeq and is a predicted model, not a curated record. Gene Ontology annotation, cellular component: plasma membrane. Gene Ontology annotation, molecular function: olfactory receptor activity; odorant binding.
AUGGUUUUGCUGCGUGCUCUUCAUUAUGGCUUUAGAUUUCUACAAGAAAAUUUCAACGUUGGUCACCAUUUAGAACACUUUUGUUUGCUACGCUGUGUUGAUAUUGUUUCUCCGGCCAUGUUGAUUCACCGUCCACGUUCGGGUGUAGAGAUCGGCAUCAAGACGCUCGGUUUGAGCGUGAUGCUUACGCACAUGGUUGGGCUGAUGUACGACUUUACCCAGCAGGACGACAUCCGCGUUUCGAUGGACAUCUUCUGCAUGCUAUCCUUGUUCACAUCCCUCUUUGCUCGCCAUCUAUGUUUGCGCCAGUAUCAGUCGCACAUCAACGCAUUGGAGCGGCUAGAUAAGGAUCCGACCUUUGAAAGAGACUUACCGUACGCCGUAACGAUUCGCCACCGGACGGUAAUGCAAAACAAUCGUUACAUUGGUUCGUAUCUGGCGUCUCACCUGCUAUUUGUGAUAGUGUACGUGGUUCAGAACAUGGUGACGGAGGAUUCAUUCGUGAAGAUCAUCACCCACUUUCCGAUCGAUCUGUCCGAAUAUGCACCGAUACUUGACACACUGGCUCAACUUUGCUAUAGCCUCAUCGGUUUCGGUUGGGCUUGGUACCACGCGUGCGGACAGAUAACCAUUAUCGUGCUGGUACGCUUCGCCAUCACCGAGUUUCAGGUAUUUCUUCACUCGUUGGCCACAUUUGACGAUCAAAUACACGAGCGACUACUGCUGGAGACGGACGGUAACGUAGAGCGUGUUCUUCGCGAGCUUCUGUACAAGCACGCACGUCAACACUCGCAUCUAAUAGUGGUGUUAAUGCACCUUCGGACGAUACUGCGUGCCUAUUCGCUAGUGCACUUUGCCUUCUACCUGAACAUGAUGGCUGCUUUUUUGGCGCGCGUAUAUGUCAUACCCGGCAGCUCUUCGCUGGGUAUGGCCAUUCCGCUACUGGUAACAAUGGUUUUCUUUGUGGAAACCUUCGGACUGUGCAUGUUGGUGGAGGAGUUGGUACAGCUGAACCGCAAGGUAGCCUUUAAUUUGUACGGAUUCAGCUGGACUCGGUAUCUCCAUUACGGGCACACCAUCAAGCGCACCAUGAUGUUGAUGAUAAUGCAGGCAACUAAUACGAAAGAUUUUUCCGCCGGCGGAUUGACGACCGUGUCGGCCGAAUUGUUUGCCAAGACGUGUCGUCUCGUAUACACCAUGAUGAUGGCCAUGGCUAAUUUAGCUUCUUAG